This is a messenger RNA of Echinostoma caproni, 381 nucleotides long. The record is from the annotation of a GenBank genome assembly. NCBI's taxonomy places the organism in Eukaryota, Metazoa, Platyhelminthes, Trematoda, Plagiorchiida, Echinostomatidae.
AUGGUCAAUCAUUUUACAGCAUUAGCGCUGACCAAAUUGGAUGUGUUGGAUGAAUUGAAAGAAGUUCGGAUAGGUUACUCUUAUAUCGACAAUCAGACCGGGUGUGAACUGGAACAAUUUCCUGCGGACCUAUCCGUUCUGAAUAACGUCACCGUCGUCUACGAAACAAUGCCCGGUUGGUCCCAAAGUACCCGAGGAUGUCGAAAUUUUACUGAUUUACCUCCGGAAGCGCAGGCCUACGUGGAAGCCGUGGAACGGUUAUGCGGUGUGCCUAUUCGAUGGGUGGGUACAGGAGCAUCUCGUGACUCAAUGAUUGUGCGUUCAUCCUCCCACGCCCAUCACGUUUCUACCAUAGACCCGACGUCUCAACAUGUCUCCUAA